ACGUGGGCUUCGACGCUUGCCUUUAUUUGGACCCCAGAUUCCAUAAUAUUAUAGAUAAUUCCCAAAAAGAAAGAGCAAUCGAUUUUUUAAACACAUUGUGGGAAAAAAUUAAAAUUUUCGGUUCCAAUCCCAGUAUGACAUACUCAAAUAAUUCAUUGGAUACAGACGCUGGACACACCAAAGACAAUAAUUUCGAGCUGUUAGACGAUUUUUUAAGUGCCAGUAUGGUUGUUCCAAAUGAGUCAACUAAUGUCCAUGCAAAGAUUGAAACACUAAAGUUACCAGUGAUGAAGGCGAAUACAGAUGUUUUAUGUUUCUGGAAAUACAAAAAGUCAACCGAUCCCGAACUUUACGCCCUAAGCAAAGUAUGUUUUGCUAUACCGCCAACUCAAGUUACAAUAGAGAGAGCGUUUUCCUCGUUGAAACUGGUGCUGUCCGAUAAUCGAAAUCGAUUAAGUCAUGAGACUUUGGAGAACAUACUUUUAGUUAGGCUUAAUUCGAAUCAUUUAGAUAGUGCUAUAGAGAAUUUAAGUUUAUUUGAAAAUGAAGAUUAGUAUAUGUUUAUUUACUUUAGUUUCUA
Molecule: messenger RNA, 580 nt
Organism: Drosophila mojavensis
Lineage: Eukaryota; Metazoa; Arthropoda; Insecta; Diptera; Drosophilidae
Exons: 2
Coding region: 135-554 (139 amino acids)
Molecular function (GO): protein dimerization activity
Source: RefSeq, a predicted model, not a curated record